Molecule: messenger RNA, 2195 nt
Organism: Micropterus salmoides (largemouth bass)
Lineage: Eukaryota; Metazoa; Chordata; Actinopteri; Centrarchiformes; Centrarchidae
Gene: wt1b
Product: WT1 transcription factor b
Exons: 10
Coding region: 289-1581 (430 amino acids)
Biological process (GO): regulation of transcription by RNA polymerase II
Cellular component (GO): nucleus
Molecular function (GO): DNA-binding transcription factor activity, RNA polymerase II-specific; RNA polymerase II cis-regulatory region sequence-specific DNA binding
Source: RefSeq, a predicted model, not a curated record
AGAGGGACAAGGCACUGACUCCCACUCCAACCCACUGCAGAUACCCAGGGAGCUUGAGAUUUGGCAUCCAGAUUUGGGUCAUUAUCGCUAAUUCACUGGAAAAAUGGCUCCUAUAGUGUGCUGUGACCACUGAUGUCUGCAGAAGAGUUUGCUCCAUGUUUUGUUUCUUAGGUACUGUUUCUGUUAAACUUCAGGAGUUUAUUACUGUGUGACUUUUUAAUCUCCCAGCUGUGCCUUCUACCGGAAUACCGUCACUCCUUCUUUGGACUGUCUCGACCGCCUUCACCAAUGCUGGCUGAACCGUGUGGAGUCACGGCGAUGGGGUCGGAUGUUCGAGAUCUGAAUCUCUUACCUCCAGCACCUCCUGUGCCAUCCUUACCAGGAGUUGGUGGUGGCCAGUGGACCCAACUGCUGGACCUCCACCCUGGCUCUCCCUACACUUCCCUGCCCUCCCACCACUCCCUCAUCAAGCAGGAACCAGGUUGGGGUACCACCGAUCCAAUAGAGGACCCUCACUGUGGACUCGGGGCCUUCACAGUGCACUUCUCAGGCCAGUUUACAGGCUCAGGCCCCUGUCGAGUUGGGGCCUUCGGAGAGCCAACGGCAGGUCAACCAAGGAUGUUUCCCAAUGGAACCUACCUGCCCAGCUGUAUGGACAGUCCUCCUGCUCCCAGGAACCAGGCUUAUGGAGCGGUGGGUUUAGACAGCAACCAAAGUUAUGGUCACACUCCGUCUCACCACACCCCUCAGCUCUCCAGCCUGUCUUUCAAACAUGAGGACACAAUGUCACCGCCAAACAACAUAGUUGACCAGCAGUACCCUGCUCCUCCUCCCAUGUUUGGUUGCCACAAUCCUUCAGAAUCCUGUCCGAGCAGCCAAGCUCUGCUGCUGAGAAACAGUGAAAACCUGUACCAAAUGGCAUCUCAGCUGGACUGUGUAACAUGGAACCAAAUGAACAGCCUGGCAUCUUCCAUGAAGAGUGAGGACACUUUGACUGGACCGCACUUCUUCGAGGACUUGGUUUUAGAUGGCCAUACAACCAGCUACGACAGUGACCCCACAGUCCCGCCUCCGCCCAUGCUCGUCAGUGCCCAGUACCACAUACACACACACGGUGUCUUCAGAGGACUUCAGGAUGUUCGACGGGUAGCUGCCAUUGCCCCACCAGUUGUGAAAGAGGCCAAUGAAAAGCGUCCAUUUGUGUGUGCUUACCCUGGCUGCAGCAAGAGAUACUUCAAACUGUCACAUCUGCAGAUGCACGGCCGCAAACACACAGGAGAGAAGCCUUACCAGUGUGAUUUCACAGACUGCGGCCGUAGAUUCUCUCGCUCAGACCAGUUAAAGAGGCACCAGCGCAGACACACAGGAGUGAAGCCCUUUCAGUGCGAGACGUGUCAGAGAAAGUUUUCACGGUCAGAUCAUCUUAAGACGCACACUCGGACUCAUACAGGUAAAACAAGUGAGAAGCCCUUCUCCUGCCGCUGGUCCAACUGUCAGAAGACAUUUGCCCGCUCUGACGAGUUGAUGCGCCACCACAGCAUGCACCAAAGGAACCUGACCAAGCUGCAACCUGCCAUCUGAGCAGCGAGAGGAGGAAGAGAAGGAUGAAGAGGAAGGUGACAGUAUGUUGUGCCAGUUAGUAGAGAAAGAUGCUGGAGCCUGGUCAACAGUUAUGGUCCCCUGCUAGACUCGCCAAAGUGGUGAGCACAGCUGACGCCUCCCUCAGCCAGCCAACAUUAAGAGACUACGAUGAUCCUCGAGGUCUUCAAGAUGCACCUCAAACUAGCCCUCGUUGCAGUUAUUUGACGUUAUAACUCAGACUGAGUACAAUACCACAGUAACUCUGAGCCAAGAAGAUUUUUUAUGUGAGAUGAGGAAAAUGUUCAUGCAUUAUUUUGGAUAUUUUAAUACACUUGCACUGGGUUCUUUUUUUCAUUAUUAAAAUUGUGUCACCUUGAAAAUGUGCUGGACGAUGUAAACUGGAUUUAGGAAAUGGACAUUGUGUCUUUUUCUUUUUGUCCAUUAAGUUGAACACAGUUCAUUUGUGCUUUGGGGAAUGUGAACGUCUUUAUAUUCCUACCCACCAAAUUGCUUUGUAUAUACUGUAUGUGGUGUAUUUGCUUACCUUUAUUGACAUUCCUUUUGUAUUUUCUAUGUUUUUGUAAGUUUAUAAAAUGUUGAUUCACAUUGUUGUC